Messenger RNA from Stylophora pistillata, 3540 nucleotides. RefSeq names its product RNA cytidine acetyltransferase. Gene Ontology annotation, cellular component: 90S preribosome; nucleolus. Gene Ontology annotation, biological process: rRNA acetylation involved in maturation of SSU-rRNA. The record is from RefSeq and is a predicted model, not a curated record. NCBI's taxonomy places the organism in Eukaryota, Metazoa, Cnidaria, Anthozoa, Scleractinia, Pocilloporidae. Gene Ontology annotation, molecular function: tRNA binding; ATP binding; 18S rRNA cytidine N-acetyltransferase activity.
UUUUGCACCACGUGGAGACCUGAGCGAUCUUAGCAAAAUGGUGCUGAAGAAGGUAGACAAUCGCAUCCGAGUUUUGAUUGAAAAUGGCGUCCAGAAGAAACAGCGAUCAUUGUUUGUUAUUGUGGGCGAUAAAGGAAGAGAUCAAGUUGUAAUCCUUCAUCACAUGCUAUCCAAGACAGCAGUCAAAGCAAGACCAACAGUUCUGUGGUGUUAUAAGAAAGAACUGGGAUUUAGUAGUCACAGAAAGAAAAGAAUGAAACAAUUGCAAAAGAAAAUCAAGAGUGGAACCUUAGAUCUAAAGAAGGAUGACCCAUUUGAGUUGUUUGUAUCUGCUACAAAUAUUCGCUAUUGUUACUAUGCUGAAACCCACAAGAUACUUGGAAAUACAUAUGGCAUGUGUGUGCUUCAGGAUUUUGAAGCUUUAACACCAAAUCUACUGGCCCGAACUGUGGAGACAGUUGAGGGAGGUGGUUUGAUAGUGCUUCUGCUGAGAACAAUGUCAUCCUUGCAACAGCUUUACACUCUUGCCAUGGAUGUCCAUUCUAGAUAUAGAACAGAGUCUCAUCAAGAUGUUGUUGGAAGAUUUAAUGAAAGAUUCAUAUUGUCGCUGACCUCAAAUAAGAAUUGCAUGGUUAUUGAUGACCAGUUGAACAUUCUCCCCAUUUCUUCUCAUACUCUAUCAAUCACUGCAUUACCACCUAAAUCAAAGGAAGAAUCUAUGAAUGCAAAUGAAAUUGAGCUUAAGAGUUUGAAAGAAUCAUUGCAAGACACACAACCUGUUGGAGGUAUUGUUAACUGUUGCCACACUCUUGAUCAGGCAAAAGCAGUUCUCAAAUUCAUUGAAGCAAUAUCAGAGAAGACCUUAAGAAGCACAGUUACCCUAACAGCAGCCCGUGGUCGUGGAAAAUCAGCUGCCCUAGGACUGUCAUUGGCUUCUGCUGUUGCGUUUGGGUACUCAAACAUGUUUGUGACAUCACCAAGUCCAGAGAACUUGCACACUUUGUUUGAGUUUGUCUUUAAAGGGUUUGAUGCCCUGGAAUUUCAGGAACAUCUAGACUAUGAGCUUGUGCAGUCAACCAAUCCAGAGUUCAACAAAGCAGUUGUGCGAGUGAAUAUUUUCAGGGACCAUCGACAAACAAUCCAGUACAUUCACCCAUCAGACGCCCACAAGCUUGGCCAAGCAGAGUUGGUCGUUAUUGAUGAAGCUGCUGCCAUUCCACUGCCUUUGGUGAAAGAACUUAUGGGACCAUACCUUGUGUUUUUGUCAUCAACAGUCAAUGGGUAUGAGGGAACAGGCCGAUCUCUCUCCUUAAAACUGAUCCAACAGCUCAGGGAACAAAGUACAACUCGUGGUCCUUCCAAUAAAGGCAACAGCUCCACACCCUUGGGCCGCAGUCUUCAUGAAAUAACUCUGAACGAGUCCAUCCGUUAUGCACCGGGAGAUGAGGUGGAAAGAUGGUUAAACCAUCUUCUCUGUUUGGACGCCACUGUGGUGCAGAGGCUUUCUUCUGGUUGUCCACUGCCUGAAAAUUGUGAUUUAUAUUACGUCAAUCGGGAUACAUUGUUUUCUUAUCACAAAGCGUCCGAAGUCUUCUUGCAAAGGCUCAUGGCUCUUUACGUAGCUUCUCACUACAAGAACACUCCAAAUGAUCUGCAGUUGUUAUCCGAUGCACCAGCGCACCACAUCUUCUGCCUGUUAGGUCCUGUUGAUCCUGCUCAGAACACACUUCCAGAAGUGUACUGCGUCUUACAGGUUUGCCUUGAAGGUGAUAUCUCUAGGUCUUCCAUCAUGAGCAGUCUUUCACGAGGCAAAAGGGCAUCUGGCGAUCUUAUUCCUUGGACAAUCUCGCAGCAGUUUAAUGAUCACGAUUUUGCGGGGCUUUCUGGAGGAAGAAUUGUUAGAAUUGCUAGUCAUCCUGACUUCCAAGGGAUGGGUUAUGGUCGGCGGGCCAUGAAUCUUCUGAUUCAGUAUUACGAAGGGAAGAUUCCCAGUUUGGCUGAAGAAGGCAACGACGAAGGACAAAUCUCAACUUUGACUGGAGAUGAGAUAAACAAUUUUUUUUCACGUCUUUGCUUUUUUUACAUUUCUGCCAGAUUUUGGAAGAAAUCCGACUUUGGUCCUGUGUACCUACGCCAGACUCCAAAUGAUUUGACUGGCGAACACUCUUGUAUAAUGUUAAGACGACUAUCCGAUCAAGAAGGAAACUCUGAUGACAACUGGCUGCAAGCGUACAUGGCUGAUUUCCGCCGGCGCUUUUUGUCUCUCCUUUCUUAUCAGUUUCGCAACUUUCGACCGUCUUUAGCUCUGAGUAUUCUGAACAACAAGAGUUUCAAAGGUGUUAAAGAUUCAGGUUUAACAAAAAGUGAGCUUGAAGCGGUUCUUACAACUUACGACAUCAAGCGAUUGGAUCUUUAUUCACGUAAUAUGGUGGAUUACCAUUUGAUCACAGAUUUGCUUCCAGCGGUCUCCAGGCUAUAUUUCCUUCAGAAAAUGGACUUCGAUCUUUCUGCAGUGCAGUCGGCGAUUCUUCUCGGACUUGGACUUCAACACAAGACAAUAGAGGCCCUCGAGAAAGAACUAGAACUACCAUCUUCUCAGUUACUGGGAUUGUUCAACAGAACUUUGAGAAAAGUUGUUCAGUGUUUUAAUUCUGUUCUGGAGUCAUCCUUUGAUGCUCAAGUCACCAAAGGAAGAGAAGUGGCGAUGGAGCCGUUAGCUCAAGGACUUCAAGAAGAUUUGGAAGAGGCAGCGAAGGAAUUGAAAGAAAAGCAAAAGAAAGAACUGGAAAAACUGAAGAAUAUUGAUCUCAGCGAGUUUGCCAUAUCAGGAAAAGAUGACGAAUGGAGCACGGCUUUAGGUAAUAAUAAGAACAACACCAGUGUAAUUAGCGUUGCAAGCACAAAGCGGAAGACACAGCCAUCCAAUGAUCAAAGCAAAUCACCUAAGAAACGCAAAAAGUCCAAACAGAAGCACCACACUGGUUAAAUCUGCUGUAAAGUUAUUAAGCAUGUAUCAGAAAUCAGUGUAGAAGAGGAUCUGUCCGUUAUUUUCAGUCGCCGCUCGUUUGAUAGUAGUCGGCCUCUACUCUGAAUUGGCUAACGCCAGGAACAGCAGGAUGACGGCAAGUUUAGAAUUCUUUGACCGUGACAAAAUCUCUCGUUAAUUACUCAGCCAAAUGAAUAUCAGAAAUGCCAUGGAAUGCUUCCUGAACAGUAGAGAACGUUUGCGAAUAGGCCGUAACAAACCGCAAAAAUUUCGUGAACUCAAGAACUAUGGCGGCUGCUACAUUAAAAGAGAGUGCGCAUGCGCUCAGGGCAACAGGACUUUCCGAACGUGAACCCAUGCGUAACCCUUACUUUGACGAAGAGUGACCUGAGAGCUGACCGCAAAGCUUAUUUUGACAGUCUUAUCAUGGUUACUAGCGCUUUAAGCUCCAGCUUCGUUCCUUUUACCACAUGGAGAUUUUCAUAGCACGAGUUCCUAAGAAAAUUGGUGAUUAGUUUACUCAGAGACCAGAAUAAACAACAUGUUUGACGUCA